AUGUCAGUUACUUCAACAACUUCAGACCCAAAACGUCCCAACUCAAUUGUUCCGUACCAUCCUGCUAUAAAAACACUUGAUGAAAUUGACCCCGAUCUUUUUGGAACAUUUUCAUUAAUAUUGAGUGAGUCUGGUUUAAUCGCAAAGAUAAAAUGGGCAACUUGGUUAGCGUUGAUAUUUGCAGUCGUUUCUAUAACUAAUGAGAAAGCUUCCGAUCAGGAUCCAAAUAACGGACGCACUUCUGCUUUAACUAGUCUUCUAUUUGCUUCGUCUGGAUUGGUGAUUAAUUACAUGUACCUUUUUAUGGGAAUUCCAGGUCCUUUAAAUAAACCAUGA
Molecule: messenger RNA, 336 nt
Organism: Funneliformis caledonium
Lineage: Eukaryota; Fungi; Glomeromycota; Glomeromycetes; Glomerales; Glomeraceae
Source: the annotation of a GenBank genome assembly